This is a messenger RNA of Crotalus tigris (Tiger rattlesnake), 2316 nucleotides long. It is a transcript of the gene DPH1, whose product is annotated as diphthamide biosynthesis 1. The transcript is spliced from 12 exons. Bases 182 to 1555 code for a protein of 457 amino acids. Gene Ontology annotation, biological process: protein histidyl modification to diphthamide. Gene Ontology annotation, molecular function: 2-(3-amino-3-carboxypropyl)histidine synthase activity. The record is from RefSeq and is a predicted model, not a curated record. NCBI's taxonomy places the organism in Eukaryota, Metazoa, Chordata, Lepidosauria, Squamata, Viperidae.
CCUCCCUGCUUCCCCCCCCCCCAGAGGGAGAUGUAAUGGGCACUCCUGGCCGCCCCUGUCCGUUUCAGCCCUGGGAAGAUCCUCUCCAUCCCCCGCAGGGAGGAGUCCAGUCUGACCUCUGGCAACCCCCUCCACACAGGUUCCUUCUCCACGUUGCCAAAGCGAUUGGCCUUCCUCCAGGAUGGCAUCGUGGGAGUUUUCCUGGGCAGCCAGGAGCCAUCGGGUUGAGUCAGCCAGACGAGCCCCUCGCCGCGUGGCGCACCUCAUCCCCCAGGAGAUUCUCUCUGACCCGGAGCUCCAGGACGCCGUGGGACGCCUGCCGCACAACUACAACUUUGAGGUCUACAAAACAGUGUGGCGGGUCCGUCAGGCCCAAGCCAAGAGGGUGGCGCUGCAGAUGCCGGAGGGGCUCCUGAUGUUUGCUUGCACCCUGGCCGACAUCGUUGAGAGGUUCACCGGGGCAGAGGCCGUGGUGAUGGGCGACGUGACCUAUGGGGCCUGCUGCGUGGACGACUUCACCGCACGGGCCUUGGGAGCGGACUUCCUUGUCCACUAUGGGCACAGCUGCCUGAUUCCCAUCGACCCCACGCAGGGCCUGAAGAUGCUCUACGUGUUUGUGGACAUCAAGAUCGACACGGCCCACCUCGUCCAGACCCUCCGCUUCAACUUCCCCCCCGGGGCUCAGCUGGCCCUGGUCAGCACCAGCCAGUUCGCCUCCGCGCUGCAGGCCGCCUCCCGGGAACUCCAGCCUGACUACCGCAUCUGGACCCCCCAGUGCAAGCCCCUCUCCCCAGGAGAGCUGCUGGGCUGCACGUCGCCCCGGCUGGCCCAGGAGACGGACGCCAUUGUCUACCUGGGAGACGGGCGCUUCCACUUGGAGUCCAUCAUGAUCGCCAACCCUGGCAUUCCCGCCUACAGGUACGAUCCGUACAGCAAGGCCUUCUCCCAGGAGCUGUACGCCCAUGAGCGCAUGCAGCAGUCACGGAAGGCGGCCAUCCGCCGGGCGGCCUGUGCCCACAAGUGGGGCCUCAUCCUGGGCACCCUGGGCCGGCAGGGGUCUCUGGCCAUCCUGCAGCACCUGGAGUCGAGCCUGCAGGCGGCAGGGCGUCCCUACGUCCGGCUUCUCCUCUCGGAGAUCUUCCCCAGCAAACUGCAGCUGUUUCCAGAUGUUGAGGCCUGGGUGCAGGUAGCAUGCCCCCGCCUCUCCAUAGACUGGGGGGAGGCCUUUGAAAAGCCUCUGCUGACGCCUUAUGAGGCUGCGGUGGCUCUGCAGCAGAUCCAAUGGCAGGAGAUCUACCCCAUGGACUUCUACGCCGGUCAGUCUCUGGGACCCUGGACGGUGAACCACCCCAGCCACCGGCCCCAGAAGGGGGUCAGGACCAAAGAGGUGAAGCUGGCCAAAUCCCUCCUCCCAUCUGCUGGGAAAGAAGCCCUGAAGAGCUGCUCCUGCCAGCAGGAGGAGGAGGAGAAGGCGUCAUCAAACCUUGGAGUGGAGUCAGGAACUGAGAUGGGUCCCAGGCUGUGUGUGGAGCAGCAGCAGCAGCAGCAGCAAUAGGGGCCGAAUUCUGAAGCACAGACAUUUUGGGGGGAUUCCCCCAUCCCUCCCCACGCUCCAGUGGGAAAAAACAACCUGAUACCAAACUCCAGCACUUGAUCCAGAUGGGAGGGUGCUGUGUUCUACUGCCAGCUCUUUGGGAGGCAAGGUUUUUGCCUCCAAGUCCAGUUGCAACCACUGGCAUUUGGGGUUCAGCAGCUGGAGAAACAGAAGGAAACGGGGGACCUUGCUGGAGACCCAGGAACUGAAUAUUUGGACUAAUAACACCAAUGACCAAGCACAGACACCUGCAGCUGUGGGGAGAGGUGGGCCUGGUGGCAGUGAGCAAAAGAGGGCAGGUGUGUGUUUGGGGGUCCCAGCAAUCUGAUGGUGCAGGAAGUCCUUAUCUCCAUCUGUGCUGGUUGAUACCAAAGGCAGCCUUGGGUCAAAAGCUCCUGUCUUUUGCUCUGAAGGUUGACAAUGCAGUGGUUAAAGUGCUGCACUGCAGGCUGAGUCUGCCCACUGCCGGGAGUUCAAUCCUGACCGGCUCAAGGUUGACUCAGCCUUCCAUCCUUCCCAGGUCGGUGAAAUGAGGACCCAGAUUGUUGGGGGAAAGAUGCAAAUAAUGCUGACAUUGUAAAACCCGAGAGAGUGCUGUGAAGCAUUAUGGGGCAGUAUACAAGCCAGAAUGCUAUUGCUAUUAUUGACAUGCCUGAAUACUGUCAGAACAAAACUCUGGUGAUGCAUUGUUAGGGACUUAAAAAGUAACUUGGGAACGAUAA